Galleria mellonella (greater wax moth) is the source of this 5438-nucleotide messenger RNA. RefSeq names its product lipid droplet-regulating VLDL assembly factor AUP1-like. Lineage: Eukaryota; Metazoa; Arthropoda; Insecta; Lepidoptera; Pyralidae. Gene Ontology annotation, molecular function: ubiquitin binding. Gene Ontology annotation, cellular component: membrane. The transcript is spliced from 8 exons. Bases 101 to 1387 code for a protein of 428 amino acids. The record is from RefSeq and is a predicted model, not a curated record.
AAAUUUUAGUCUAUGCGUAAUGUCAUACGUAUACAUUAUGAGAAAGAUAUAAAUUCGAAAUUUCCUAUAAAUGUUUACUAAAAACAAGUGACAUUAUUAUAUGUCUAUUUCAACAGAAGCUAUGGCUCUCACAGUGGACAAAUUAAUCAACAACGACAGGUUCUGCGGUGACAAUAUUUUCCAGUUUUUGUUAUUUUUACCAUUUGGUAUAAUACUGCUGGUGAUUAGGAUAUUGUUGGCACUUAUCUUGUGGAUAGCAUCAAUAAUAUUGCCAAAUAAAUCUGGAGUGAGGCAACUACUCUCUACACUCGCAUGUUGGACAUUUGGAGUGUAUGUCAAGCAGAAGGGCAUUAGGGACCCGCAUUGUAGUGUGCUGGUCGCCAAUUAUGUCUCUUGUCUGGACUCGCUUGCCGCCUCGCAUGUUCUGGGCACAAUUAGUUUGAGAAAAUGGAAAGUACCACCGUUUUUUGCAUCUACAUUGGGCAUAAGGAAUGCGGCACAGUUUGUCAGAAAAAGACAUUUUGCAGACUCACCCAGUAAGCCUAUAUUGCUGCAGCCAGAGGGUGGGCCCACUAAUGGAAAGGGACUCCUCAAGUUCACAGACUGGCCAUUCCAGAUCGGGAAUAGAGUACAGCCUGUUACCAUCACGGUGGAGCGAAUGUACACGGCGGUGACGGUGGCGAAUGGCGGAGGCGAGCGGUUCCCCUGGGCGGAUGCGUUGUGGUUCCUAUGUUCGCCCGUCACCGUGUACCACGUACGACUGCUGCCGCCGCUCGAACGGGGCGACGACGACCACGCCACCUACGGGCGGCGGCUGCGCGACUCCAUCGCAGCCGAUCUCGGGGUGGAAACGACCGAAUUUAGCUGGGGCGAGUUGAAUGAGGCUGCGCGUAAGAGUGACUUCUCGAGUCGGAGGAGCGCUCCUUUUUCGCGAGGAGGAGCGGCGGCGGCGGCGGCGGGAGCGGCGGGGGAGGCGGCGGCGGCGGCGCGGCGGCUCGCGCACCAGGUCAAGGAGGUGCUGCCCGCCGUGCCGCUCGCGGAUAUCCUGCGGGAUUUGGCAACAACCCGCAACGUGGAUGUCACCAUCACCAACUUCUUGGAGGGCGUCACACCGUACCAGCCCGAGGUAGUUCCCUCCCCCUCGACGUUGUCCGCACCUACCCCCUCCACAUCAUCCUGUCCCGGCCCCUCCACUUCAUCCUCUCCAGGCCCCUCCACUUCAUCCGCUGCAUCCCCGCCCGCUCCGCGGUACGUGACGCCCACACCAACGGGUGUCUUCGCCAAGAAUGCCAAAGAUCGACAGCUCAGUUUCCAAGAGAGGAAAGCGCAGAUGAUCGCCGAAGCUCGUCAGAGAUAUAUAGAGAAGCACGGCUUGAACUUCGCAUGAGCCGCCUCGACUCUUAUACUGUGGAUGAUAAUUAUUUUUAUAUGAUUGUUUUACGAAGCAGUAAGUACGUGUAUAGGUAUUUUCACAUCUAGAGCUAUUUUUCUCAAACCCAAUAUAAUACAGGGCAAAGGAACACAAUUUGCAGUCUUAAUUAAAAAAAAAAUAAAAGAAAACUUACGAUUUAUUAUUUAUUAUUUCUUCAUUCAAUUUUAUCUAAAGAUUUUUAAAUUAUAUUUUUUUUUAAUAUUUUUGUGUUAAGAAGUUUUACUAUUGAAAGAAAAUAUUUGGUUACUAAAUUGUGAGAAAUUAAAAGUGAUAUUGGCUGGUUUAUUGUGUCCUUAGGUAUUAUUAUUAUUAUGAUUGUUAAAACAUACUAAAAUGUUUAAUAAUAAAUAAAAUCAAGUAAAAUUGGCAGUUCCGUCUCGACCAAAUGUGAAUAUACUUAUUUCAUUUACUCAUGUAUAUUUUUAUAGUACAUCGAGAUAGUGUCAAAUUGAACAUAGCGUAGUGACAAGAGUGGGUCACUUAUUUGACUAUGAAAAUUAAUCCAUCCCUCGCAAGGAAGGUUAGCUUACAUUGUAUAUAACACGAUAUAUCAAUAUUUAUUGGAAAAUUAAUGAAUAAAUGUAAAAAAAAAAAAAAUACAAAAGUAUAACACCAAUUUCACAUAUAUUGUAUUGUACCUUCAUAGGUACUUCAAAGGGUGUUACUAUUGUAAUCUUUUGGAGGAAACAAUAAAGAGUAUCUAUCUAUCUAUUAAGGCUGGUUAUAAAAGAAAUAUUUGGUAAAUUUAGUUUUCCCUAAAAGAAGGAAUGAUGCAUCGCGUAGAUUUCUAAUUACCCUCGCGGAUUGAAAUUCUAGCGCCAGCAGCACCUAGUUCUAGGGUGGGCAAGGCCGGGGAAUAGGCCGUGCCCUCCACUAAAUACAUCAAUGACUUUGUUACUCUGGGAAUGCAGUUCCGUUUCAUGAUUACUGGGCUAGUUCAUCCUUUUUGCGUUAUAUAUUUUUAUAUAUUACAAUAUACUUUUAUCUUGUAUUUACCUUUUUAAGAGUAUAUUUAUUUUUGAGUGAUUUGGCAUUACAUAAGAAAAUAGAUGUCCGGCGCUUAAGGACUAAUUUAUUAUAACGAGAUUAGAAAUAUCGUAUGGUUAGACAAUAUUAUGGUAUAUAUUUUUUUUAUAACAUCGGCUUUUUACUCAAAGCUCGACUAGUUUCAGUUCUUCAGUGCUCUGUUGACGGUUUAAAUUCGGUUAAUGACGGUUAAAUUAUAUAUAAAAAAUAAUACGUCAAUUUCGAGGCUUGUAUAGGCGAGACGCUAUGACGUAUAUAUAUAUAUAUAUAUAUAUAUAUAUAUAUAUAUAUAUAUAUAUAUAUAUAUAUAUAUAUAUAUAUAUAUAUAUAUAUAUAUAUAUAUAUAUAUAUAUAUAUAGACAUCUUUGGGAAAAUACUCUAGUGUAAAAUGUUUGUAAAUAUUAACGUAAAAGCUACGCUGAUGUAAACCUUAAAAUUUUUGUAUAAACAAACCGACUAGAAAUGAUAAUUUUACAUUCAUAUAUUCAUUAUAUAAGAACUAUAAAUGUGUUUAUUUUUAAUUAAUUUAAUUCUUUUUAAUCGUUUAAUUGUGUAUCUUUUAUAAUUGUAAAUUGUGUAUCUCCCAUAAACAUUUGCUGUUUUUGUUAAUAUAAAUUUACUUUAGUAAUUGUAAGUCAUGGAGAAGUUUCUUUUUUGUUUUUAAUAUUAAAAGUAUACUAACAACUAUAAAAGCAAUCAAAGUAUUGCUCCAUUAGUUUUGUAUAAUAAUGUUUUCGUAAUAUAUCUAGUCUUCAAGAGGCAUGCGCAAACGAAAUAUUACCCAAAUAUUGGAGUUAAAGAGAUAUAUUAGUUUAAUUAAACUUACUGUGUGCGGUUUUGUAAAUUUCUUGAUUGUAAUACGAAAGAGGAUUUUUAAUUAUAGUAUUAACAAUAAUUUAUGAUUGCAGUUCUUCUAAAUACUUACUAAAUAGAACAAGAUCUUUAUAAGUGGGGAAAAAAAAUCAAAUGAAUUUUUUUUUAUUGUCAAUUUAUGUAGUUUGCGGUAACUUUGCGGUAGGGUGAACCCUUAAUAACGAGCAGAUCCUGAAUUCUAAUCUGCUUUUCCCAUGAACAUGCCUCAACUUCGUGCGUAGAAGUUUGUGUCAAAAAUUUAAAAUUAUGUUUCAUAGCAGACUUUAAUUUGUGGGUGUAAAUACCGAUUUACUUGACAAGUUUGCAAUAAUCUAUGUUUUUAUCCAAUAAGCACACAUACUAUAAAGUAAAAUGGUACUGUACAGACAAAUCGGGGAGUAACCUAAGUAGCACUGUAGUCUAAGGAACAAUCAGAGGGCUAACACUUCUAGUAUGUCUCAAACAUAUAUGAUAAUUUGGUAUACCUUGCUCUGUCUAUACAUGCCCGUUGGAUGACUAGUUUGGAAAACUUCUUUAGACUAUGGUAGCGCUUUGAAAAGAGAUUGGAGUCGACUGUGAAGUGUCUAUUCUCUAUACUUGUCGUUUAAACUAAUAUAAUAAUUUUAAAAUUAAAUUUAUUAGAAAAUUGUUUCAUAUUGGUUUUUAUAAUCAAGAUUUCGUUGGGAUAUCAAAUUGGAAUUUUAAUAUUAAAGAUAGAGAUAUGACGCUUCAGAAUAGACACCAUUGUACGUAUGUUGCAUAUAACAUGCACAUUAUCUCAAUUGUGGUCAACGAAUAAAGCGUUUGAUCUAGAUUGAAAGUACCCUCAGAAAUGGAACCAAGAUAUGAAGUUAGUGUAACAAUUUAAAUAACUUGAAAUAUUUAGAUCUCAUCGAAGAGUUUAGAUAACAUAAGUCAAUAUGUAAUAUCGAUUGAGAACGAACUUAAUAUAAAUUGUAAAUAUGUUACUAAGAACACAAUAAAGUGGUUAGACAGACCAAAAUACCACUAUAGCUAACUGCAUUAGUAGUGAUGUUUAUAUUUCUUCUGUUAAGUCUGGUUAUGUAUUUGAAUCGGUACUUUUUUAUUUUUUUGUCCAAUUGACUAUACGAAAUUAUUUUGUUUAAAAAAAGAAUGUACACUAAAAUCUGACGAUAUAAAAACAAUAUAUGACGCCAAUUAGUUUACGUUCAGUCACUGACUCAAACAUAAAAGUCUGACUUUAGUGUAUUACAGUAAAAGAAUACUUAAUUUUUAGCACUAAUGAGAGCUAAUCGAAAUUUUUAAAAUCUUGAAAUUUUGUUACUGUAGACCAUAGGUUCUCGAAGAAAUAAUACCGCCCCCCCCCCCCACCCAAUAUUUUAGUAGGCGUAUGUCAUGUCGUUUCUAUGCUUUAUUAAAUAGCUAUUAUAAAUUUUGACACAUAUAUAUAUAUAUAUCGAAAUUAUAUAUUUCGGUUUUUUACUGGCGACCAAAAGAAUUGAAUAUUAGAGUCAGUAAAUAUUUAAAAGAUAUAACGUCAUUAUGAUAACUUUAUCAUGUGAGCGAGAGAUCGAAUCGCACACCAUGAUGUUAUCUUGUCCCAUUGCUAGCAAUGCACCCUGGCAGGUCGACCUCCACGUAGUCCCCCUUGGAAACCAUCGUGCUGAAUUCCAAGUGUAUUCAUCACGAUGGGCUGAUUUGCCUUUCUUACCUAUCAUCCCUGACUGGUACCCCGCCAGCGUAUACCGAUAGCGCAGGCGAGGUUACCAUUCCAUUAUCAUCCAUUAAAAAUGACGUUAUCCGGGUACUGUGUUGAGUGUAUGUGAAAGAUAACGAGUCGCGCCGUUUUGCAUUGCGACACCGCAGUUCUUACAGGACGCAAUAGACUCUCAGAUAAAUUACUAAUAUCCAAUAUUUUUGUUGUCUAUUAUCUUCCAUAGCAGGACCAUAGACAAUUGGCGCGUAACGAUUUUUUUCAGGGGGGCGGUGGUCCAGAGAAGUUGGGAACUAGUGUUUUAGAUGUAUGUACGUACGGCCGAUGUUGUGAAUGUAUAGUGAUAUUGCCAAACGGCUUUCUGUACAUAGCUGUUCAGUUAAGUUUGUCAUUACUUGAUGAGGAUCAUUAAUAAAGUCUUGUUUGAAACUA